AGUGAGAGAGAGAGGAUGUGCGAAAGCAGCAGCAACGGGAAUGAGAGCCAAAGGAAACGUGGCACGAAGCGGGCCGCGGGUCGCGGGAGGCACGUGGCGGCCAGCUGUCGCCCGAUUGCGGAACAGAGCACCGUGCAGCAAAGCAAGAGGCACGCAGCAGGAGCUGAGGACUGCAAGACAGAGAACGGCGGGGGCGGCGGCGCCGGUGGAGGACCGACCAAGCCUGGCGUGGGGUUCCACCACUCUCUAUCGAGCACCGGUGGGCACAUGUCCGAUUUCCCGGUAGAGGGUGCUGAGAACGGGGAUAUGGCGGCGGUGAUGGAAAACUUCCAGAAGAAGAAUGCAUCGAUGGUUUCGCGACCCCAAGUCACCAGCACGUCCGCAGCACAGAUGCUGCAGGCCAACACUACGUCCUCCACCUCUAGUUCCCGCGUCGCCAAAUCGUCUUGUUCCACGUCGUCGUCCUCGUCGUCACAAAGGGUGCACCACAUGACGUCCUCCAGCGAGAUGAAAGCGUCGUCAAUGAAAUCAGACCUCUCCGAACUGAAGUCCAGCAUCUCGGAGAUGAAGAACUUGUCAAGUCCAAUGAAUUUCAGUCGCUUACGCAGUUCAAUGGAGGAACUGGACCGUGUUGAUGGUGGUGGUGUAGGUUGUGUCAGUGACGCUACAAGUCCUGAACCGCUGGUGACAUUUCCUGACCCCGAUACUCCGUCUCCACCCCCGGUAACCGGUACCGUGUGUUUGACAAGCCCUAACCUGGUGGUGAGCAGCAUGCCCCCUGGGGUUGCUCACAACUCCAUCUCGACAGCUAGCGCGGCAAGUUCGUCAGAAACUGUUAAGUUCGAACAGAAGCGUGUGACGUCAGCGUCCAAAACGAAAGUUGUGACGGACGGGUUUAGCUCUGAACAGGCGAUGGCCAAUUCGACGGAGAUGAAGCGGGUGCAGACGGGGGAGGUCAGUUACCAGGAGCAGUCGGCAGCAGCUGCCGUCAGGGCGAGGCUGGAGAUGGACGGCGUCUCGGCGGAGAAGUCCAUGGCACUGAAGCAGGAGCAGAGGUCGCUGAAGGCAGGGGAAAUAACACAGCAGGAGACCCAAAACAUGUCAGCGUCCAGUAUGAAGCUGCAGACAGAAACAUUUACAGCUGAAAGGAAAGCAAUGGCAGCUCAACAGCAGCGACAGACUGUUACUUCAUCAGGCAUCUUCAACCAUGAGAAACACGUGGCAGCAUCUACGCAGUCCAAUAUCACCAUCACAGCUAAGGGCAUGUGCACAAAAUCAUCCACGAUAUCAGCAGCCUCACAGAUGAGUCAGCUGAUGAAUGGGGCCAUAAAAUCAUCUGAGGAUGAUCUACUCAACCAGAGUUUCGAAGAUUUGGAACGACUCUCUGCAAAUUCCAACCCACAAGAAGUGGACCGUGCCAUCCACAAAUACUCGGAAUGCCUAGACUUGUUUAUAAAGACCUUGAAGCGUAGUGGCAGUGGGUCUGAGGUGAAACCUACAAGAGUCCCACAGAUAUUGAAUUGCAUGAAUGAGAUGAUGCGCAAAGCCUGGGCUGUCCCUACACAUGGUCAUACUUUAGGUUACUCCUUGUGCAAUGCCUUGCGCACAUUGGGGGGACUUGAUCUCCUCAUGAUCAACUGUCUUAAUGAAGAUCGGGAGCUCCAGUUUUCAAGUGCUCGGCUCCUGGAACAGUGUCUCACUACUGAAAAUCGUGCACAUGUUGUGAAAAAUGGGCUGGACACAGUUGUGAAAGUGGCUUGCUUUUGUACGAAGGGUGCUAACUCAGCAGAUCACUCGCGCACAGGAACUGGAAUCCUAGAGCAUCUCUUCAAGCAUAGUGAAGGGACAUGUAGUGAUGUAGUGCGUUUAGGUGGUCUAGAUUCUGUCCUGUUUGAAUGCAGAAAGAAUGACAUAGAGACACUCCGCCACUGUGCAGGUGCCCUAGCUAAUCUGUCCCUGUAUGGGGGGGCAGAGAACCAAGAAGCAAUGAUCAAACGGAAGGUUCCCAUGUGGCUGUUCCCCCUGGCGUUCCAUGAUGAUGAUAACAUCAAGUAUUAUGCCUGUCUGGCCAUUGCUGUUCUGGUAGCGAAUAAAGAGAUUGAGGCAGCUGUCCUGAAGUCAGGGACACUGGAUCUGGUGGAGCCUUUUGUCACUUCACAUAAUCCAUCGGACUUUGCCAAAUCAAAUCUUGCCCAUGCGCAUGGGCAGAGCAAGAACUGGCUACAGAGACUUGUCCCAGUUUUGAGUUCUAAGAGAGAGGAAGCUCGUAAUCUUGCUGCAUUCCACUUCUGCAUGGAAGCAGGAAUCAAGAAACAGCAGGGAAAGACUGACAUCUUUGGUGAAAUUGGAGCUAUUGAACCUCUCAAGAAAGUGGCUAGUUGUCCCAAUGCAGUUGCUUCCAAGUAUGCGGCUCAAGCCCUUCGGCUUAUAGGGGAGGAAGUUCCGCACAAACUGAGUCAGCAAGUGCCUCUCUGGUCCACUGAAGAUGUUCGAGAAUGGGUUAAACAGAUUGGAUUUGCUGAAUAUGCUGGUAACUUUGUGGACAGCCGUGUGGAUGGAGAUCUGCUGCUUCAGCUCACUGAGGGGAAUCUGAAGGAUGACAUCGGUAUUACAAAUGGAAUUCGCCGACGAAGGUUUACCAGGGAGUUGCAGAACCUGAAGAAGAUGGCUGAUUACAGCAGUCGAGAUACUGGCAAUUUGAACUCGUUCCUGCUGGGUCUUGGUGCAGAAUUCUCCAUUUACACAUACUCCAUGUUGAAUGCUGGUGUAGACAAGGACUCAAUCCGAAAUCUAUCUGAAGAUCAGCUGACAAAUGAGUGUGGGAUUUCUAAUAGCAUUCAUCGACUCAGGAUAUUAGACUCCAUAAAAAAUUUGGAGAACGGACUUCUAAAUUCCAGCGAGAAGAGCUUAGAUAAAUCAUUAGAUGUGUUUGUCAGCUAUAGAAGAUCAAAUGGGUCCCAGCUAGCAAGUUUGCUGAAAGUCCAUCUGCACCUGAGGACAUUCUCUGUGUUCAUUGAUGUGGAGCGGUUGGAAGCUGGCAAAUUUGAUAACAACCUUCUGCAGAGUAUCAGACAGGCACGACACUUCCUUCUGGUGCUGACUCCAAAUGCUCUGGAUCGCUGCAUUGGUGAUGUGGAGUGCAAAGACUGGGUUCACAGGGAGAUUGUGGCAGCUCUACAGUCAAACUGCAACAUCAUUCCCAUCAUAGACAACUUCCAGUGGCCAGAACCUGAGGAACUUCCUGAAGACAUGCGCGCUGUUUGCCACUUCAAUGGUGUCAGAUGGAUCCAUGAUUACCAGGAUGCUUGUGUGGACAAGCUGGAGAGGUUUAUGCGCGGGGAGCUAAAUGUGCGGUCCGAUGGCCUGUUAGGACGUGUAGCACUAAACAAGGGUGAUGCAACACCCGGAACCCCAUCUGGCAAUACUCUGGGUCGCCAGCCACCCAGUUACCAACGUAUGCACAGCAAUGAGAGUGGGAAGGGUAGUGACAAGGAUGUCAAUGGCAACUCAGGAGGGGGGAGGGAUUGACUAGAUGGCCCCGCCUCCUCGGCCAUACACUCCAGGCUGCGAAAAUCUUCAAGUCCGUCCCGCCCAUGGCUGAUGGGAAGUCCAGGCCAUGUCCUGCACAGUUCUAGUCGACGUCCACCCACUAGCCCACAAAGUCGGCUCCGUUCUUUGGCUCAGUACCCAGCCAACCACAGCCCGUCAGCUCGUAACCGUCGUUGCUCUGGAGUGCCUCCAUCUCAGCAUUUGCCUACGCGACAACUCUCCAUGAGAUCCCGUAGCCUCGAUGGUCUCUUGGAUGACCCCACACCAGAACCACCAUGCCAUAAUGAGAAGGAGAAACAGUUGCUGAGAGAGUGCGAACAGUAUCUGAGUGCCCAAGAAUUAGAUUCUAAUACAGAACAAAGAGAAGGUGAUGUCCCUGAUAAUGAGGCCCAAACCUGCCCUACCAACUUGGACUUGGACACAGUGUCAACAAGUUCAAGUGAUGAAGCAAGGACAAGGAUUAGUAAGGGCUCGCAUCUUUCACUCCCACUGCCUAGUACAGGUGAACCAAAACGAAAGCGCAAUUUCAUGGAUAGAUGUGUCAAUAAAGUGAGAUCCCUCAUGAGGAAGUGAAGGUAAUGUAAGGUCCUUCUGCCAGGUUAGAAGCCACAAUUAACAACUAGGACAAAAUUAUUUUUACAGUUCAGUAACGAGUGUACAAGAAUGUGUGACUUGAAGCUGUAAGUGACAAAAAUGAACGUGUGAAGUGAUUUAUCACAGAUGUCAGACCCAUUCUACUGCAGCUGUUGGUGAGCGACUCAGGAUAUCUCCACAGAGGUGGAGUAUUUUUGUAUGAAAUGCCAUUCUGAGUGGCACUAUGUGAAUGGUAAGUAUAUACAUUUUAAAAGGUAAUUGUCCAAAUUGUAAAAAUAACCAAAAACUUUAUUAUAUUUUUCAUUUAUAUUCAUAAUAAUGUAUUUUACCAAAGGUAAUUUUAAAUGUUAACUGUUAACUCUGUCUUCAGUGUUAUAUUUAUUUCAUACCAACAAAUCUGAUGCACAGUUCACAGUGACAGCAGUGGGCACAACAAAAAUUAUAUAUAUAUAUCUCCAGUAACACACAAUAAAUAUUUCAUCAUACUUUA
This is a messenger RNA of Cryptotermes secundus, 4633 nucleotides long. It is a transcript of the gene Sarm, whose product is annotated as sterile alpha and TIR motif-containing protein 1. NCBI's taxonomy places the organism in Eukaryota, Metazoa, Arthropoda, Insecta, Blattodea, Kalotermitidae. Gene Ontology annotation, cellular component: dendrite. The transcript has 14 exons. Bases 16 to 3528 code for a protein of 1170 amino acids. Gene Ontology annotation, molecular function: signaling adaptor activity; NAD+ nucleosidase activity; protein binding. The record is from RefSeq and is a predicted model, not a curated record. Gene Ontology annotation, biological process: signal transduction; response to axon injury; negative regulation of MyD88-independent toll-like receptor signaling pathway.